GCCGAGCCUGGCAAAAUCCGUCUUGACGGUCUGUCACAUUUCACGCUGACACCAAGCGAACACUGGGCGCAUACACACAUUCAUAUCCACUCUCACGCAGGGCUCACAAUAUUAUCGACAGAUCCGAGUCAGAAGUACGGUCGAGGAGCGCACAUCGAAGUGUCUAAGAGCUACUUCUGUGAGAGGAAACCAGAGGGAAACGCAGGAAGAAAAAAAAAAGAAACCGAGGAAAUCCCCCGAAAGGAAAUGCCAAUCGCAGCCGCUGGACAGCCAACGACUCAGGAGCCCAGAGUUUGCCCCCGGCUGCCCUCCACCCCGGAGCCUGUCCCUAAAGGGGCUGAUUUAUUCGACGAGGCGGGGGCGGCGGAGUCGGCAGAGCGCACAGAGUACGGGGGCGCGCAGGGGGGCAGACGACUCGGGGGCUAUAGUUACAGCCCGAGCGGCGAUAGGGACUUUGUACGACCCGGAUCCGCCGACGGCUCUCCGCCGCAGUCCCCGGCCGCGUCCUCCUCUCUCCAUCCCCUCCACUCGCACCAAAUGGCCACGGAGGCCAUGGAGCCCCCAAGGACUCGAUCGCGUUCUCGAUCUGGAUAUUACCAGCACUACGGUGGGGGGAACGGUAAUGGGAUUACUGGAGGCGCAGUUAUGGGAACCAACCAUUACCACCACCAGCAGCAGCAGCAGCAGCAGCAGCUGCAUACACAGCAGCAGCAGCAGCAGCACGGUGCCGGCUGCGCACCUCUCGGAGCUCACGGCAACCACGCGGAGAUUCAGCAGCGAGCGCCCGGAAGCAACGUCCCUCCCGGCAUCCAUAGGCUGCCCGCGGUCCCCGGAGCGCACCGCAUCCCGGCGGCAGGAGCGUCUAGUGGGGCCCACCACUGCCACCCGGACCAUGCGUAUGGUGAAGAGAGUGAGAAGAGUGAGGAAAGCCCCAGUCCAAAACGCCAAAGGCUGUCCAGUCAGUCAGUGUUGGAGCAGCUAACCUCAUCUGCACCCCCGCCAUCCACCCCCUCUCCCCCUAUCCGGCCCUGGGAGUCAGGACCCCCAAGUCGGAGGCAGCCUCACUCCCACACACACUACCACCAGGAGCGAUGUCUGACUCCUGCGCGGCACAGACGCAGCCCGCCAGUAAGGCGUCAGCGCGGCCGCCUCUCCAGACCUGCCCGUCACUUGCCCUCCCAUCACCACCUCUCCACCCAAGGCCCCAUACCUCACCUGCCGCCGUCAGAGCUCCAGGAUGAAAACUACCAACACGUCCCCCAUCAUUCCACCCACCAGACGUACCCAACACACACUCCCAGCGCCUACACCCAGCCCCCCACAGCCGGCGGCACGGGAGCCGGUCCGGAGGAGCCCAGGGCUUUCCACCCGCCCACCCUGUCGCCACGGCUACUGCAUCCAGCUGCUCACCACCACCACCACCAGCAGCAGCAGCAGCAGCAUCAUGCAUCACAACAGCAGCAAGGGGCCAUGGUCAUGGACCUGCAUGAACAGCUGCAGCAAGGUAGUGUACCAGUCUCGUACACGGUGACCCCGGUCCCUCCUCACGGCCUCACAGCGCCGUUGUGCAGCGGUCAGCACCUUCCGCCUACUUGUUCGUCACAACAGCAGGUCCCCGCAUGCAGCAUGGUCUUCAGCGCCGGACACUACCACCCGAUGCUACAGAUGUGUUCAAUGCAACAUCUGCCGGUGCCCUUCAGUUUCCCCUCACUGCUGUCCAGUAACCCCCAGUUCCUGCUUCCUCUCCCGCACCACCUCUCUCACCGACCGACCCAACUCCCGACGCCUGGACAGUUUCUGCCGUUUCAAACACAACAGCCCCGAUCGCCGUUACAGAGGAUCGAAAAUGAGGUGGAGCUUUUAGGGGAGCAGUUGUCAGUGGGUGGAGGUUUCAGCUACACCCACCAUCACCACCACCACCAGCCCCCCUCCACGCUCCCGCCUUCCACGCCCCUCCAGUUCCUUUCACACCAUGACCCUCUGUCACAGGAGCUCUUUACAGUGCCCUAUCCUCACUUUAUGCCUCGUCGAUUCACAAGUCGACGUUACCGCUCUCAGCAGGCCGUUCCUCCAGCACCAUACCACCCCAGCUUCCUGCCUUACUUCCUGUCCAUGCUUCCAGUUCCUCCAAAUGUAGCCCCCACUACCAGUUUAGAGCUGGAUGUGGAUGAUGGAGAGGUGGAGAAUUAUGAGGCCUUGUUAAACCUCGCUGAGCGUCUAGGAGAGGCCAAGCCCCGAGGUCUGACCAAGGCAGAUAUAGAGCAGCUUCCGUCGUACAGGUUCAACCCCAACAACCACCAGUCUGAACAAACACUGUGUGUGAUAUGCAUGUGUGACUUUGAGGCGCGCCAACUCCUACGGGUUCUACCCUGUAAUCACGAAUUUCACACCAAGUGUGUAGACAAAUGGCUCAAGGCUAACCGGACCUGUCCUAUAUGUCGAGCUGAUGCCUCUGAGGUGCAGCGGGACUCUGAGUGACCUCUGACCUCCGCCUCACCACCAAACGACCACAAUCCCCAGCUCCAUCCGAAUCCCCUUUGGAUACACAGACGUGUGAACGUCCACUCACUCUCUUCCUUCACUCACACGUCCUCCCACGUGAUUACUGGGACAGCAUUUUAGGGUGUAGAAGUUGGAGUUUUCCUAAUACACCCAGAGAAAUUUGGCAUUCCAAAGAGCUUCAUUGUUGUUGUUCUGGUCAUAUUCAUCCUGACUCACAUGGAAGAUUCAUUACAAGUUAGCUUGAACAGUCGAUUAUAUUUUCUGAAUGUGUUUUCGUGUGUGUGUGUGUGUGUGUGUGUGUGUGUGUGUGUGUGUGUGUGUGUGUGUGUGUGUGUGUGUGUGUGUGUGUGUGUGUGUGUGUGUGUGUGUGUGUGUGUGUGUGUGUGUGUGUGUGUGUGUGUGUGUGUGUGUGUGUGUGUGUGUGUGUGUGUGUGUGUGUGUGUGUGUGUGUGUGUGUGUGUGUGUGUGUGUUUCCACUCUGCUUCAGAGUAAAGUCACUGGAGGUAACUUCCGAUUCAGAAGUUUGGGUCCAGUUACACCACCCACCAUAUUUUUAUUGCCCCAUUUCAGUACCACGUUCUACAGUUCUCGUGUUAUUUCAUGUUUGCCCACCUGCAUUGUUCUGAAAUGGCUAAAGGGUCAUGGCCUUAAGGUUAAUUAGUAAUUAAGCAGUAUUUUAGUGUAAUGAGGCAUUUAUCUUGAUUUCAACAUAUUCACUAAUGUUUGUCACGACAUAAGGCCUUUGAAAACAGGUUUGUGUCCGUUCUGGUACUAAAACACUUUUCUGUAAGUGUUUACAGAUAUACAUGUAACAUUUUCUCCAUUACUGACAGGGAACAAUGUUUUGAGGCAGAUAAGGUCACAGCUAAGUCUACUCUGUUUCACCAAAUGGUGGCUCUGGCACUUUAAUGUGUAGAUUUAGGACCGUCACACUUUGCAGUGGGUGUAUGUGAUGAAACGCAAACAUUAAACGAACAUGUUUUCCACUUCAACCACUUGUUACCUGUAGAUGCUUUGUAUACUCACACGUCCGUUUCGGUUUCAUGCUUAUUAGAAUAAAUCUCUGUAAAACCUAUGCCUGGAUGUCGCAGCGUAAUCUCUUGAUGUUCACCUCACUCCCAAGCGGCGUCGGAUUCACGCCUGCUGGUCUGAUAUCUGACAUGCAUUUGAUAAAGAUUUAUUUUCUGGGGAAAACUUGUGUCACCACUUUAAAGCAGUGCAUUUGUCUAAAUGCAAACCAAUUGUAUUUGUGUCCAGGAAGAGCAGUCACCUUCUACAGCUACAGUGCAGAUUUAUGGAAUAAAUCAUGGGAACGAAGGGAAAUUAUUUGGCCAUUGUUUCGUUGAUGUUCUACCUGUGAAUGUAUGCAUCUAUUUUUUGUCUUAGGAGUGUUUAUUUGUGUUGGACAGUUUGUUUUUUCUUUUUUGCUUGGUACACUAGCAAUUACCUCAGUCCCACUAUUUAUGUCUUUUCAGGAUAUGGUGCCGCCUGUUUGAUUUGUGCUCACUCGUUCAUGUCGCUAACCUUUUCCAUGCAAGUCGUUGGGUCGUCUAUUUUUUUUUUCCUUUAAAUGCCAUGAAACUAUCACGCAAGAGUGUGGUUUUAUUAUGUAUUAUAUCUGUAACCAAAAUCAUUUGAAGGCCUGUUAUGAUGAUAAUGAAAUUUUUAACAAACAUUUGUACAUUUUGUAUGAGAGUUAUUACUAGUAAUACCUUUAUUAAGUAGUGCAAUGAUUUUUUUUAAUCCUUUACCCCAUCUUUUGGAUUUCAAAAGCUGGUCAAGUAAUAAAUGUAUAACAUCUUCUAA
Betta splendens (Siamese fighting fish) is the source of this 4308-nucleotide messenger RNA. It is a transcript of the gene rnf38, whose product is annotated as ring finger protein 38. Lineage: Eukaryota; Metazoa; Chordata; Actinopteri; Anabantiformes; Osphronemidae. The record is from RefSeq and is a predicted model, not a curated record. The coding region runs from base 247 to 2478 and encodes 743 amino acids. The transcript is spliced from 13 exons.